Malassezia restricta is the source of this 5340-nucleotide messenger RNA. RefSeq names its product phosphatidylinositol glycan, class A. Bases 1 to 5340 code for a protein of 1779 amino acids. Gene Ontology annotation, biological process: GPI anchor biosynthetic process. The record is from RefSeq and is a predicted model, not a curated record. NCBI's taxonomy places the organism in Eukaryota, Fungi, Basidiomycota, Malasseziomycetes, Malasseziales, Malasseziaceae. The transcript is spliced from 4 exons. Gene Ontology annotation, cellular component: glycosylphosphatidylinositol-N-acetylglucosaminyltransferase (GPI-GnT) complex. Gene Ontology annotation, molecular function: phosphatidylinositol N-acetylglucosaminyltransferase activity.
AUGACCGCCAUCGAGGCGCGUCAGCAAGUUCAGGCGGCGAUCGACGCGCUCGUGGAGACGCCGCGGGACGUGGAAGAUGGCCUUAUUCGUAUACUCGAGCAGGUCGUGGGCCUACUGCGAUCUCCGCACCCUUAUGAUGCUGGCCAGAAAGGACGCACGUUGUCAUUUGGCAUUGAUGCUUUGCGAGCUUGGUGUGCGGCCUGGGAGGCCUUGAACGUGUCAGAUACCCAUGGCUUUGGCGGGGCGGACGUAUGGCAUGAAUUGUGUUUGCGCAUCGUGGAAAUCUUCAACUUGCCUUUGUUUUCAGGAUCGCAGCGAAUGCGCACGUUGACCAUGCGGAUGUGUGCGCGAUUUGAUACCAUGGGAUGUGCCUCACUGCCGCCUUUUGCGUCCAUGCUGUUGGAUGAGGCGAACAAGAGUGAGUGUCAGGCCCAGUUUAUGAUCCAGGAGGCUCUCCUUGCGCAUUAUGGCAUGCGCAUUUUGUCCAAGCCACCGUCCGAAUUUUACAUGCACGUUUUACAUGGCAUUCAGCAGGGUUUCGGACACAUUAGCCGGCGCUCUCACUUGGCCAUCACAUUCAUGGAGCAUGCACCUAUGAAUGAUUGGCUUGAACCACUUGCUCUAGCCUUGUGCACAUCAGAAGAUCGUGGUAUCGAGCACCUGGUGGCGCAUGUGGUUCACCCAUGGCUUGAUCGAAAGCCUGAGGCACUGCAGCCUAUGCUUGAUGCCUUGAAAGAGGAACGCGUCAAAAUGUACGUACUUCAGGCGGCUAAGAUGCAUCACUUGUGUGUGGUCGAAGAGAUGGUGCCUGGCAAAGUGCGUAUCCCGAUCGAUAUGCUCCAAACCUGUCUGGUUUCGUCUUCGUCACGCAUGCGCGUCGGGGCUUUGUCGCUCUGUGUGGAAGCAAGGACACCAUCUAUGCUAUUGACGCUUCCUGAAAGACAGAUGAUCUUGCAAUUCUUCCAACACUGCUUACACUUGUCCAGUGCUGUGGCCCGAAAAGACACCAUUGCUUUGUUUGUCAAACUGCUCGUGCGUAUUCGUACCAGCUGCCAUAAGAUGAAGGAUCAGCGUGUACAAGAGAUGCAGCAUUUUGUGCAUUCAUUGUACCAGUACAUGGUGCAUGCUAUGCAUCCAGGCGCGCCGUAUCCGAGUACGAUCCUGGGUGUGUCUCUCUUGUUUCUCUUGUUCGAGGCUACCACGCCACCCAAGGAAACAUCGCCUCUCCCUCUCCUGCAUGAAAGCGUGCUACGAGAUGCUGUGCGUGCAUUGUACAAGGCCCAGAAGACAUACCCUGCCACGGCACUAGCACCUAUCGCGGCAUCUGGUCCACUCAUGCACCGGCUGUUGUAUUUGGCUACGGAAAGCACGUAUGAUGAUGUUCAAUCAACUGCUGCCUUGAUUCUUCUCCGCCGGUCUUCACAUGCCAACUCUUUUUGGGACGACCGCGAGUUUGUGUGGCAGCACAUUGUCAGCAAGAGCUGGCAGUUACUCACCGCGCCCAAAGAGUCGGAUGCGCAUGCUGGCUUGCAGUUACUCAAACUUUAUCACAAAGCAUGUGUUCCCGACAUGCACGAGUUUCUGCUGAUACGUAUGGGCGGUAAGGCAUGCGGGGACUGGACGUGCUCCCUCAUGGACGUGCAUGCCGGCCGUCUCGAGGCACAGUUGGACGAGGCCAAAGAGUCAUUCGCCCACGCUUCCCACAAGGGUAUCCAUGGCACCGUAGCAGCCUUGGCCUACCUUGCAGAAGCGGCUGACACCGUGCCUCUUCAGCGCAUGCACGACCUCAUCCAACGCGUAUGGACCCUAGUCUCGCCCUAUUUGUGUGCUGCAGCCCCGGAAAAUGCAGAGGCAGAGGAAGAAGAUCAGGUGCAUGAAUCGCCCGUAUCGCAGCGUAUAUUGUCGUUUUCAUGGCGGGCCAUGAAAGAAGUGGCCGCCUUGCAUGAAGUGUGUGCGUUGUCGCACAUGACAGAAGAUACGGUGCAGGAAGCCAGUGAUCUCUUUUUGACGUGGCUCUUGUCUAUUCGACAUCGUGGGGCCUUUAGUAUGGUGUACCCUCGGUAUCAUGGCAUGGCACGUGCGAUCUGUGAACAGGGGGGGCAUGGUCCGGAUGCUUGGCUGAAAGCAUGUAUGGAGCGCGUUGACCGAGACGCCAGUCAAUUUAGCACAACGCGACGCAGUGCUGGACUGGGCUAUGCAGUAUUAGCGCUGCUUAGUGCACAUAAAGGAAAAAAACUGAUGGAUUUGACGGCAUCGACCAUGCGCCGCCUAUUGUCCAUGGCCAUGGGUCACGAAUGCAUUCGUACGAUUCAUGCUCUCAACGUGAUGCGCGUGCUUGUCAUGGACAGCAGCAUAGCCUCGGCUAUGCGCUCGCAUCUGGGUGAGGCGCUAGCCUGUGCUGUCACAUCGUUUCGCUCCGUGCACUGGAGUGUCAGAAAUGCGGCCAUGAUGCUGUUUUCGGCGAUAUCGACACGCUACUUUGGCACCUCCGCAUUUGGACGGCGAGCGAAUAUGCGAGGUGCCAAGCUUGAGACGCUCUGGCGCGAAAGUGAUGCACUGGCUGAUGCGCUCCAGAGCACGCUUGGUACGUGCAUGCAGGAUCAAGACGCCGAUGAGGGGCACGGAUCUGCUUUGUAUGCUGUGUUGUGUCUUUUUUCGCGCUCGGACGCGUCUAUGUGUACAGAUACGAUGCUCGAUAUGUUGUAUCGAUGCAGGCGUAGUAAGCAUGCCGCCGUACGGACCUUGGCGGCACAGUGCUGUGCGACUCUUACGCCGGCUGAGCAGCGAUACGAUACAGGCGCACGUCUGCUCCGGGAAGCUUCCACGCGUGAUCAGAAUGCCCUGGCGGGGGCCUUGGCGAUUCUUGAGCAUUGGGCUUCUCCCGUGUACAAAGAGAUGGUGCUCAGUCGCAUGGAUUUGCUGGAAGAGAACGCGUGUCCCGUCACGAUGGCAUCCUUCCUCCAGGUGGCAGAGCGUUGCGGAGCCCAAGGACACGUGCGUCCAUGGCUCUUGUCGUGGCUUGAGAAGACAAAGCCGCAAGAUCCCUUCAUGGCGUGGUUCUUGCCUGUGGCCUGUCGGAUGGUAUGGGACGCGCUGCCCAUGUCUCUUCUUCAGGGGCCAGACCGUGCCAUGAUGAUAGGCAUGCUGUCCGCUGAGCCGGAGCUUAUUGCACGUAUGCCAUGGGACCAGCACGACGUGGUCAACAUGCUGGAGGAUGUGUUGUGGGAUGCGCAGAUGCCCCUCCAGGCGCGAACACAGGCAGCACACGUACUUGAUAUGCUGCAUGCAUCGCUAGAUGCACAGGCGCUGCUCACUCUGUGCCUCUCGACUGAGCACGUACCACUGCGCGAAGCGCUUCUUCCGCUGCUGGGUCGGGCCGUGCAGCCUGAUACCCUCGAGCCAUGCUUGUGGAUAUUGGAUGCGUGUGCCAAGGAAGAGGCACCUCGAGCCUCAAGACUCGGCGUGGCUCGCGCGCUCGCCCGGAUGGAAGAGACGUCGCACGUACGCAAGGAUGUGCUGGUGAUUCGACUCCUGCAUGAUGACGAUCCUGACGUCCGUGAGGCUGCGUGUGCUCUGUGUGACACGUCUGACCGCGUCAUGAAGCGUGGUCCGGAUGCGUGUACGCAAGAUCUUUGGCAGAAGCAUCUGCACGAGCCUGCGUUCCAGGCCUACGUGUGGCAAAUGCUGGUUCCCACGACGUCCACUCGGGAGGAUGAUCCUUCGCUUUUCCCGACGGAAGCUGCGAAUCAGUACCAUGACGCCGUAUCGGAUGUAUUACGGGCUUUCCGCGUGUGCAUGACACUAGCGCCUCACCCGCAUUUGCGCGUGUGGGCGGACGAGGCACGGGGCCACUUGGAUCGCGACGUGGAUCUGGUGAGGCCGGGUGCCUACCUGAUGCACUUGCAGCGUGCAUGCCUUGUGCGUCUGGCCUGGGCGGCUGGGCUCUUGGAUGACAUGUCAUGGGUGCUGCGCGUGUGUAGGGAUCGGUUGCUGCUUCCUCCGAUGGACGAGUGGGGACUCAGCGAGGAGCCUGGGGAGCCUACGUCGCCUCCUUCUGUGGGACCUUUGCGUAUCGCACUCUUGUCCGACUUUUUCUUCCCGAAUGUGGGCGGCGUCGAGCGGCAUAUGUACAUGAUCGGCCAGCACUUGAUUCGGCGUGGUCACAAGGUCAUUGUGAUUACGCAUGCCUAUUCGCCUGAUCGCGUGGGCAUCAGGUAUUUGUCGGCUGGGAUCAAGGUGUAUUACGUCCCGUACGGCGUGUUGGUGCGACAGGAUACGUUGCCCAAUUUUUUCGGAUUGAUGCCUGUGCUGCGAAGCAUUUUGAUACGCGAGCGCAUUCAAAUCGUGCACGCACACCAAGCUCUUUCGAGCAUGGCGCAUGAAGGGCUCUUUCAUGCCAAGUGUCUCGGACUCAAAGCCGUCUUUACGGAUCAUUCGCUCUUUGGCUUUGCGGAUGUGGGCAGCAUUUUGACCAACAAGCUUCUGCGGUUCGCACUCACGGAUGUGGAUCAUGUGGUGUGUGUGAGCCAUACGGGGCGCGAAAACACGGUCCUUCGGGCUGCGUUGCAUCCUGAGAAUGUGUCCACCAUUCCGAAUGCGGUGGACGCGCAUCAACUGUACCCAGACCCGGCACCAUGUCGAGACGGUGGCAUUUGUGUGGUGGUGUUGAGUCGCCUCAUGUACCGCAAGGGCAUCGACUUGCUCUUGGAAGCCAUUCCUCCUCUAUGUGAGCAACACCCGGACGUGCGAUUCGUGAUUGGUGGCGAUGGACCCAAGUAUGUCGAGCUGGAGCAGAUGCGUGAGCGGCACAUGCUGCAGGACCGCGUCGAAUUGGUGGGCGCGGUCCGACAGCGCGAUAUUCGGGCGCAUCUUACGCGUGGGCAGCUGUUUCUCAAUACCUCCUUGACCGAGGCCUUUGGCACGACGAUCAUUGAAGCGACAUGCGCCGGUCUGUAUGUCGUCACCACGAAGGUCGGCGGGAUCCCCGAGCUUUUGCCACCGUCCAUGAUGCGUCUGGCUGAGCCGUGUGCCGAGGCGAUCGUCGAUGCCAUGUCGCACGCGAUUGAGUACAUCCGGUCUGGGAAGCACGAUGCCAUGGCACAGCAUCAGCGCGUGGCCUCUAUGUACUCCUGGGCCGAGACGACACAGCGACUAGAAACUGUCUAUGCGCGAGCGAUGGCUGCGCCGCAGCGCAGUGCCACGGAGCGUUUCCAGCGCUAUCUGGCCGUGGGCGGACCGGUCGGUGGGCCGAUCAUUUGUCUCGUCGUGGCUGCACAGAUGAUAUUGGCCCUGAUACUCGAGUGGGUGAUACCAGAUGCUUCUAUCCCGCGUGUCCCCUAG